CAUAAGCCCCUUCUUCCCCGACUGCCACGUAACAGCUAAAGCUACGCAAGCGGCCGCAUCCCUGCAGAACUUCCUACCCGGCUCGGUUCACUCAAACCCGGGGACAGGGAUAAGAUUCACACCGCUCACACGGACACGGGGGAGUCAUGGGGGGAACACAGAGCGUGGAGAUUCCUGGAGGAGGCUCGGAAGGCUAUCAUGUCCUUAGGGUGCAGGAGAACUCGCCUGGACACCGGGCCGGACUCGAACCAUUCUUCGACUUCAUCGUGUCCAUCAAUAACACCAGACUGAACAAGGACAACGACACACUGAAGGAUCUGCUGAAGGCCAACGUGGAGAAGCCAGUGAAGAUGCUGGUGUACAGCAGUAAGACUCUGGAGCUGCGCGAGGCCACGGUCACGCCCAGCAACAUGUGGGGCGGUCAGGGGCUGCUGGGGGUCAGCAUCCGCUUCUGCAGCUUUGAGGGAGCCAACGAGAACGUGUGGCACGUGCUGGAAAUAGAGCCGAACUCUCCGGCUGCUCUGGCAGGACUGAGGCCGCACACAGACUACAUCAUCGGGGCCGACACCGUCAUGAACGAGUCUGAGGACUUGUUCUCAUUGAUAGAGACCCAUGAGGGUAAAGGACUGAAGCUGUACGUUUAUAACACGGACACAGACAGCUGCAGAGAAGUCGUCAUAACUCCCAACAGCGCCUGGGGUGGAGAGGGCAGUCUGGGCUGUGGUAUUGGCUACGGUUACCUGCACAGGAUUCCCACUCGGCCGUUCGAGGAGGGGAAGAAGAUCAGCUUCCCUACACACACUCCCAGCGCGCCGGCGAGCCCACUGAAGGACGGCUUCACUGAGGUUCAGCUCUCUGCAGUAACCCCGCCUCCUGUUACAGCCCCCACUGGACUUGAGGAUAGCCUGUCUGGGCUGUCAAUCAAUUCAGCUCCUCCCACUAUGCCCACCGAGCUUCAGACAGGUGUGCCCACUGUCCCCCUGCUGCCCACUCAGGUCACCCCAGCCAUGGGCACUCUGCCCUCGGUCAACCCCGCCACUACGCUACCAGGGUUAAUGCCGUUACCUGCUGGCCUUCCCCCGCUGCCCAACCUGCCUAACCUCCCCAACCUGAACAUCCCUCUCCCAGACCUCAGCGGAGUAUCGUUAACAGGAAUCCCCGGCCUUCCUUCUUCCACCACAGGUUUGCCGUCUCUGCCUCCUCUCGCCCCCCUCCCUCCUCUCAACCUGCCUGGCAUGGCCCCGAUUCCCAGCAUGCCCGGCGUCUUGCCCUCCACUCUCCCCUCUACUCUACCCCCAAUGCCUGGCAUGUCCCUUCCCUCUGACCUCGUUCCGCCCAUCGUCCCGGCAACCUGCUCCCUGACGCCCAAUCAGACGCCGGCGCUCAUCCUGGACGCUACGCCGAACACCGCCGCCGCCAUGACCGAGACACCCGCAGAGACGCCCGUCGUCACGGCGACAAGCACGACGGAGAUGUGCGCACAUGUCCAUGUCACCGCAGAGUCGUCAUAACAACCAGGCUUUUUAUCUGCAUCCUAAAAACAGGCCUGUCUCUCUCUCUCUCCCCAUAUAUAUAGCUAUAUCUCUCUCUCUCUCUCUCUCGCUCCCUCACUCCGAUCCUGUCACAGAAAAUGUAUUUAUUCAGUCUAAUAAAGAGCCAGCGGGCAGAAACACGUACAAAUCGCUCACGAGGACACACUGAGAAGGACACGGACGGGCAGUGUGACGGGCGCAUGCGGUAAAAGAACGAGAUUUUAAAUCCAGACAAAUCCAGAGAGGCCUGGUGUUAAUGUUAAUAAGUUUAAAAUGAAAGAGUUGUUUAUUCCACUAGAAGAAAUCUGCGUGAGAUUAGACUUGGUUCACAAUAUUCUAUAUGGAACACUGCGUUAUUUUCGCUGUCACUGUUAGCAAACCUACAUUUAUAAAAUUCUAUACGAACGAUCAAGGAGACAAAGCAUGCGCUUGUGUUUCUUUCAUCUUAAAAAUGAGAUUUAAUAAUAAAACAGGGAUUUUACGAACUUGUCAGUGACUCGAUAUACUGUUUAACAUCAAACAAGUUUAUAUUGCGUAUCAGAUUUCCUGUAUUGUUUCCUAAAUUAAUAACUAAAUCUCGAUUUGUCAAUUGUACAAUAAUUCCAGAGUCUUUAAAGAAACGUAAAAACACUGAUAUGUGUAAGUCGUUGCAGUGUGCACACUGAUAUCCAGCUUUACAUGAACAUGGAGCCUCUCUGGAUUUUGUCUUUCUAUUCCAUCUCUUUUGCUUUUGGAGUUUGUCACUUACUUUAUUCUUUUUUUUUUUUUUUUUUUUUUUUUUUAAAUUCUCUAACAGUAAGGUUAAAGUUAUGGUAUCACUAAAGCCUGUGUUAUUGUCCAUUAUAUGUUUGGAUUGUAUGUUUCCCUUAUUGUGAUUUAGACUUUUUAUUUGAAUGAUGAAUAAGCGGGAAUGUGUUUGUGUGUGUGGGUGUGUGUCGGUGUGUGUGUGUGUGUGUGUGUGUGAGUGAGAGCGAGAGAGAAAGUGUGUCCUCUCCCUCUCAGUGAGUUCUUUCUGCUGAUUAGAUUAACACAUACAGAAACUCAUACACACUAUAUAGACCAGUGGAUAAGUGGAACUAUGAGCUUGUGCAGAAUUGAAAACUUGUGACAAAAGCACACAAGCAAUAAAGUACCUGAGGUUUUACAGUAA
This is a messenger RNA of Pangasianodon hypophthalmus (striped catfish), 2682 nucleotides long. RefSeq names its product golgi reassembly stacking protein 2 (gene gorasp2). The coding region runs from base 147 to 1511 and encodes 454 amino acids. The record is from RefSeq and is a predicted model, not a curated record. Gene Ontology annotation, molecular function: protein binding. Gene Ontology annotation, biological process: Golgi organization. Lineage: Eukaryota; Metazoa; Chordata; Actinopteri; Siluriformes; Pangasiidae. Gene Ontology annotation, cellular component: Golgi apparatus. The transcript is spliced from 10 exons.